Rana temporaria (common frog) is the source of this 2448-nucleotide messenger RNA. Its product is annotated as protein-glutamine gamma-glutamyltransferase E-like. Bases 139 to 2304 code for a protein of 721 amino acids. The record is from RefSeq and is a predicted model, not a curated record. The transcript is spliced from 13 exons. Gene Ontology annotation, molecular function: protein-glutamine gamma-glutamyltransferase activity. Lineage: Eukaryota; Metazoa; Chordata; Amphibia; Anura; Ranidae. Gene Ontology annotation, biological process: peptide cross-linking.
UUCAGUAUCUAAUUGUACAUCUUUAGUUACUGUCAGUAUAUUCCUACACCGCCUGGAUGAACUCAAGCCACUGGUGCUUAGCCUAGAAUCAAUCCAUCGGCAUUUACACAGCGAUCUCCCAACAGAGAGCACAUCACAAUGGCAGCUCUGAAGCUAAAAAAAUUCAGCAUGGAGGAGGAGACAAACAUGCAAGAACAUAGGACUGAUUAUUACAACAGCAGAACGAUGGUGCUGAGAAGAGGGCAGGAAUUCAAGAUAACACUUCAAUUUAACAGACCCAUCCAAAAAAAUGAGCAGGUGGAAUUCUAUGUUGCUACAGGUCCAAACCCUACGGAAGAUUAUUAUACUCUAGCUGUAUUUCAGCUCUCCAAGUCAAGAAGUAACACUUACUGGACAGCUACCACAGACUCACUUGCCUCCUCUAUUGUGAAUGUCACCAUCAGUAGUCCAGCAGAUGCACCGAUUGGUCUUUACAAAACAAGCCUCCAAAUAUACUCCAAAAAUAGGAAGAGCCAUUCCAAACUCCAUGAUUUUAUAUUAUUAUUUAACCCAUGGGCUACAGAUGACGUUGUCUUUAUGGAAGAUGAAAAUGAGAGGCAGGAGUAUGUUUUGAAUGACAGCGGCAUCAUUUAUUAUGGAGACAAAGACUCCAUUCAAGAAAUGGGAUGGAGCUUUGGGCAAUUUGAAGAUGGAAUUUUGGAGACAUGUCUACAAAUAUUAAACAGAAGUUUAAACUAUAAGGAAGAUAAGACCCUGGACUCUUCAAGACGAGGUGACCCUGCUUAUGUGGGUAGAGUGCUCAGCGCAAUGAUAAAUAGCAUUGAUGAUAACGGUGUUGUGGAAGGAAACUGGGAUUCUCGGUACUCAGGUGGUGUUGAUCCUUUGUACUGGAACGGGAGUGUUGAGAUCCUUACCAUGUGGCGUAAACGAGGAUAUAAGCCAGUUAAAUAUGGGCAAUGCUGGGUAUUCGGUGGAGUCUUCUGUACAGUUCUCCGAAGUCUGGGAAUUCCAACCAGAGUGAUUACAAACUUUGUUUCUGCUCACGACAAGGAUUCAAAUUUGAGUAUUGACAGCAUAUAUACCAGUUCUGGCAGAUCGAUGGGUAAAGACAGUCUGUGGAACUACCAUGUUUGGAAUGAAAGCUGGUUCACGAGAAGUGAGUUAGGUGAAAGCUAUGGAGGAUGGCAGGUACUGGAUGCAACACCACAAGAAAUAAGUGGAGACACUUACUGUUGUGGGCCGGCUUCAGUACAUGCCAUUAAAGAAGGAGACGUUGACUUGAGCCAUGAUGGACCCUUUAUCUUCUCAGAAGUGAAUGCUGACCGUAACACCUGGAUCUACUAUGACAAGGAUGUGAAGGAGAAAGUGUACACCAACAUUGAGUUUGUGGGAAAAAACAUGAGUACAAAGGCUGUAGGAAGCGAUGAAAGAAUAGACAUAACAGAAAACUAUAAGUACCCAGAAGGAUCACCUGAGGAAAGGGCCAUUUACCUGAAAGCGCGUGAAAAGCUGAUAAAAAUGGGAAUCAUUAAUAAGGAUGGCCAUAACAAAAGAGGCAUUGCAAAGAAACGUCGCAAAAAGAGGAACGGUGAAAUUGAUUUUGAUGAAGCUGAAACUGUGGAUGAAAAGCUAGACAUUGGAGGAAAGUUUGAGCUGACAUCAUCCACGGCAUUUGGCGAUGACAUAAGUGUAACUCUAACCCUGACGAAUACUGGCACAAAGUCUCAGAACGUAAACGUAAAAUUAAGCUCAUCUUCUAUUGAGUACACUGGCAAGCCGAUAGCUGAAUUACUUUCAGAUCAGACAUCUCUCACACUGGCGCCUAAGAAAGAAAAAAAAAUCCCAGUGAACCUAUAUGCCUCACAAUAUGAAGAGGAAAUCAUAAACCACAAUCUUAUUGAAGUUGUUGCUUUGUGCAUAUUGAAAAGUGGAAAGAAAAUGCUUAUUCGGAAAGUACUGUUUAUUGAAAGACCUCCCCUGAAAAUUCAGAUGUUUGCAAAUGCAAUAGUAAAUCACCCUGUGGAAGUGGAAGUUACUUAUACAAAUCCUUUAUCUACCAAACUGAGUGAUGGAGGUUUGUCUAUUGGAGGCAGCGGCUUAGUGAAGAAAAAAAUGAAGAGAAAAGUUCCAGAGCUGGGGCCCAGAGAGACACGCACUGUGGUGAUCGAAAUUACUCCUUCAAGAACUGGCACAAAGAAGCUUGUGGUGGAUUUUACUUCCAAACACUUUUCAGCCAUUAAGGGUUUCCAUACCAUAAAUGUAACAGAUGUAGAUGUAGAAGCCGAUGACGAAUUUGACGAAUGAAAUAGUAACUGGCACCCCAAUGUAAGCUCUGCUUACAUUGACCUUCUGACAUUGACCUUUGCUAUUCUUUUUUGUGAUUUAAUUUAAUGCCUUGUACACACGGUCAGACUUUUGACCAUGCAAGUCCACCGUGAGUCCAUCGGA